GAUAAAGCAGAUAGAUAGAUAUCUCUCAUAUUUGUGUAUUUGCUAGAUAUUUCUUAGAAAAAUAUGAUGGUUGAAUCUAGAGACCCUGGUGGUGCACCACCAGCACACGGUGCACCUGGUCACAAUUGUCUUACAGGCUGUGCUGGCACUUUCAAAAGAGCAAUGCGAGAGAAAAGGUUGUCCAGGGUUCUAGUGCAGCUAAACAGAAUUAAUGAAAACCUGGAGGAUCUAGAGGUUAGGGAGGAAGAUGAAAAUAUGAGAGAAGAGGAGGAGAAGGAAGGAAGCUGCGAAAUGGAACCAAGAACAAAGGAGCAGCAAAGAAGAGCAGCAGCAAGGAAAAGCUGCUCGCUCAGUCCGUACAGAGAAUUGGAAGAUUUCAGGAGAAAAUGCUCAGUGGUUGAUACAAAUAAGGGACGAAAACUUAGCCUUGAUUUAGGGAGUACAUCUGAGCUUGCUGACUUAUUGAACUUGGAUAAGAUUUCCAGCCUAAUUCAAACCAUUGAUAAACAGGUUGAAAAGAAAAGAGGAGAAGGAGAAGAAGGUUACGAUAAAGAAAAAAGAAGAUUAAGUCUUGCCAAAAUACUGAGACCCCCUGGCCCCGACCUGGUGGAGGGAGUGUACACUCUGACAGGUAGCAAGGACUUUGACCUUUUUCUUCAAGCAAUUGGGACUGGACCAUUAAGCAGGUAAAACUUGAUUAUAUGAU
Eurytemora carolleeae is the source of this 706-nucleotide messenger RNA. RefSeq lists its product as uncharacterized. The coding region runs from base 64 to 690 and encodes 208 amino acids. The record is from RefSeq and is a predicted model, not a curated record. NCBI's taxonomy places the organism in Eukaryota, Metazoa, Arthropoda, Copepoda, Calanoida, Temoridae. The transcript has 8 exons.